CGAGUGUCAUUGACCAGACUUCAGCUCACUCAAGUCCUUACUGCUGCACUAAUGGCAACUCAGGACAGACAGGAACUCGUUCGCAACGCUGUCUCAUUUCUCCAGGAUGCCCAGACACAGCAGGCCCCGUUCACGCAGCGCGUCCAAUUCCUAGAGGCAAAGGGCCUCACUCCCCCAGAAAUACAGCUUGCACUCGCCCAGGCCGGGAAUCAAUCACCCCCCGCUCCCCAACCCGUCUACCCUCAGCAGUACUCAGGCCCCCUCGCUUUCGCCGGUCCCCAUCCCCAGAAUGGCUGGGACUGGCGCGACUACUUCAUCACUGCUGUCAUCUCUGGAACGGUCGUGUAUGGUGCAACGUCCCUCUUCCGGAAAUACCUUCUCCCCCAUCUCCGCCCACCAACUGCCACCGCUUAUGAGCAAGACCGGGAUGCUCUAAAUGCUCAGUUUGACGCUGCGGAAGCUCUGCUGAAAGAGAUACAAAGCGAGACUGUUGCCGUCCGCGCCGCUGUUGACGAACAAAAGACCCGCGUAGACCAAACCACAGAGCAGGUGGAAAACAUUGUGCAGGAAAUGCGUCAGGGCGAAGUCAAGACCCGAGAUGAAAUGCGUGAAAUCAGAGACGAAGUUGAAAACAUACGUGAGAUGCUUCCCAAGAUGAUUGAGAAGAACAAGGAGACUCAGAAACAAUCACUAUCCGAACUUCAGUCUGAGCUCAAGUCACUAAAGGCACUUCUACUCAGUAAUCGGGGACCAAGCGGUAUUGGCAGCAGCUCUCCCUCCACUCCUGUACCACAGUUCCCCUCGAGACCUUCAAUACCAGCUUGGCAACUUGCUAGCUCUCCCUCUGCGACUCCAUCAGCAUCCGAUUCCUAUGCCGGCGGCUCUAGUUCCAUGCCUAACGGCAAGGGCAAGGAGGUCGAGAUCGAGUCGUGAUAUCUUUUAGACGCAUUCGUAUUAGCCUAACUUAUACGGUUGUAACCAUCGUGUCCUACUACUCGUUAUCUUACACCCAUGCAAGUGCCGAUUUAAC
Molecule: messenger RNA, 1030 nt
Organism: Coniophora puteana RWD-64-598 SS2
Lineage: Eukaryota; Fungi; Basidiomycota; Agaricomycetes; Boletales; Coniophoraceae
Exons: 5
Coding region: 52-933 (293 amino acids)
Biological process (GO): protein import into peroxisome matrix, docking
Cellular component (GO): peroxisomal importomer complex; peroxisomal membrane
Molecular function (GO): signaling receptor binding
Source: RefSeq, a predicted model, not a curated record